Molecule: messenger RNA, 296 nt
Organism: Racocetra fulgida
Lineage: Eukaryota; Fungi; Glomeromycota; Glomeromycetes; Diversisporales; Gigasporaceae
Source: the annotation of a GenBank genome assembly
AUGCUUGAACCUAAAUUUCCUGAUAUACUUGAAUUUGAAUUUCCUGAUAUUAAAAUACCUAAAUUUGACUUUUCUGAUGUUGGAUCUUCCAUUAGUACUAUUGUAAUGAUAAUAGUAAUAUGUAUGGUUGUUAUCAUCAUUUCUUAUUGCCUUAUUACUGUCUGUGCACAUUGUUUUAGAUUUGAUGCUGAUGGGAUCGACGAAGAAAAAUGUGCUGCCACGUGUCAGAGUGCUAGUACUACAGGUGUAUCUGGACGCAAUUUGGCAGUAAGAGUAUUAGUAGCAGUAAUGGUAGU